GUUCAACGUCAAAGAAGAAGAAGACGAAGUCAGAAACAGGACGUUGCGUCUAAUGCUAACCUGAGAACCUGCAGGCUGCUGAACAUGAAUAAACCUGUUUAGCUUCUGACACGACCUUAAUAACAGAGUGUCUAUCUGUCCCACAUAUCUGCUGGGACCACGGACGGCUGGACUUGAAUUGGGUUCAUCCCGUUAGCUGAAGUUUCUCCCUUCAUCCACUCAUCAUGGUGGACUACUACCAGGUUUUAGGAGUACGGAGAGAUUCGUCUGCAGAUGAAAUAAAGAAAGCCUACAGAAAGCUGGCCUUGAGGUGGCACCCUGAUAAAAACCCGGAGAACAAGGAGGAGGCUGAGAAGAAGUUCAAGGAGCUGUCGGAGGCGUAUGAAGUCCUGUCAGAUGCCAACAAGAGGAGCACAUAUGAUCGCUAUGGCAAAGAGGGACUGACAGGGAGCAACGGAGGAAGGGGAGGCCAUUUCCACAACGGAGAUCAUUUCCACGAACCAUUCACAUUCCGCAACCCAGACGACGUCUUCAGGGAAUUCUUCGGAGGCAGAGACCCAUUUGCAGACUUUUUUGGUGCAGAUCCAUUUAGUGAUGAUCCAUUUUUCGGCAGUGGCCGGCGGCACCAUAGUCGAGCAAAUCGCAGCCGGACAGCCAGCCCGUUUUUCGGGGGCUUUGUCGGUUUUCCUCCCUUUGGCGCUGGCUUCUCACCUUUUGACCCAGGCUUUGGUUCUUUUGGCUCUAUGAGCCCCAUGGGUCAUAUGGGUCACAUGGGUCACAUGACAACCAUGGGCAGUCUGGGAGGUGGAGGCUUCACCUCUUUUUCCUCCACCUCCUUCGGGGGAGGAGGAGGUGGCGGUGGAGGAGGCAUGGGCAACUUCCGCUCUGUGUCCACCUCCACCAAGAUCAUCAACGGCAGGAAGAUCACCACUAAAAGAAUCGUGGAGAACGGGCAGGAGCGUGUGGAGGUGGAGGAGGACGGGCAGCUGCGGUCAUUAACCGUUAACGGUAAGGAGCAGCUGCUGCGGCUGGAACACCGGUAAAGACCGAAGUUUUCAUCUGCUGGAGAAGUGUUACCUCAGCACAAACAUACCAACAAACUUGAGAGAGAGAGAGAGAGAGAGAGAGAGAGAGAGAGAGAGAGAGAGAGAGAGAGAGAGAGAGAGAGAGAGAGAGAGAGAGAGAGAGAGAGAGAGUGUCCACUGUUGUUUGGAUGUAAAUACUUAGGUUGCAUUUAUUUCCCCUUGUGUCCUCUCCCUGCUGACUCAUUUGUUAACCAAUGAUUCAAAUUCAAUGAUAUUUGGAUGCAGACUUUUCUAUGCAUUUUGUUAAUGUAUUUCUGAAUUGGAGAAUUGUCCUUAUAUUUUGGCUCAGGGUGGUGUUAUUGUUUCAGUGUUUGGGACCACAGUAUUGUUCUGAUGUAUAUGACCAGCCCCUCCCCACCUUCCCUUCUUUUUCUUUUCUGUAUGCACUCGGUACUGCUUGUCUAAUCUCUUCUUAGUAAUAAUUCUUUUUUUAUUGAAAAAAAAAAAAUACAAUGCUGGUAGGAUGAGUUAUGCAAUUUUAUAUGUUCUAAUACCAAUAUGUUUAUUGUUUAUUUAAUUAUGCAUGUACUCCUGUUGAUGUCGAGUCUUAAUGUUAAAGCUGCAUUAUGAUGCACAACUAAUGGAAGGCAUUCUAUAAAUGAUAUAUGGAUAUAGAAGGAAUUUUGUGUACUUUGUAAACCAAUAAAUCUGAGUGUCGUCCUGUUUUCAGGAUGCAGAAAUGUG
Messenger RNA from Perca flavescens (yellow perch), 1769 nucleotides. RefSeq names its product dnaJ homolog subfamily B member 6. The transcript has 8 exons. NCBI's taxonomy places the organism in Eukaryota, Metazoa, Chordata, Actinopteri, Perciformes, Percidae. The record is from RefSeq and is a predicted model, not a curated record. Gene Ontology annotation, molecular function: Hsp70 protein binding. Bases 225 to 1043 code for a protein of 272 amino acids.